Molecule: messenger RNA, 818 nt
Organism: Prorocentrum cordatum
Lineage: Eukaryota; Dinophyceae; Prorocentrales; Prorocentraceae
Source: the annotation of a GenBank genome assembly
GGCCCAAGUUUGUCAGGUCUGCUCCAAAGGGGGGAAUGGUGCGAGGCGCGCCCGUGAAACAGCCAGGCGCAGCUGAAGGUGCGCCGCACGCUUCUCGGGACUGUGUUCGGAGACCCUGCAGAGGUGCCCGCCGACCUGCGCUGGGCCUCCGUGUCUGCCUGGGCAGCGAGCCGCGGCGCUGCCGUGGCGCCGCGCCUCGGGCCGGACGGGCGGGGCGGCGUGCGCCUGCGACCCGGGGAGGCGCUGCGGCACGCCGAGAUGCUCAUGGAGGUCGGCGUCCUGCCCCACGACGCCGCCGUGCGGCUCGGCGGCUCGCGGGAAGGCCGGGCGCAGGUCCUGCGUCGCUCCUGGCCUCCCGGGGCCCUCCGCGGCCCCCUGGGCUGCUGGAGCGCGACGGAGGACGAGGAGCGGAGCGACGGAGAGUGGACGAGAUCGUCCUCUGCCGGCACGGGCGCGCAGGCCGAGCUGGCGCCCUGGGCCGACGCGCUGGAGAGCUGCUGGUCUCGCGGCGGGCGGCCCCCUCCCGCGGCGCGGCGGUGCAGGCGAUCGACCGCGCCCUCCGCGCCGCCGAACGAGAGGCGGGCGCCCCGCUCGGCACCGAGGCCGCCCAGAGCCUCGGGGCGCUGGCGGCAGACGUCCGCCGCCUGCGAGAGGCGACACGCCUGCUGCUGCGGCGGGCCCGCGGGCGGCUCCCGCGCCCGCGGGGGGCCUCGGAGGGCGGCGUGGCAGCGCCCGCGAAAGAGACGGGCUGCAUGAGGCGAGAAGCGAUUGGCAGUACGUAUCAAAAGCAUAGCGUCUGGCUGAUGGUUCGCCGAGCA